AUGACAAGCCGCUUAUCGGGCCUCUUUCAGGCAUCACCGCGACCGCGAAGAUGUUUUCAUAGUUUCCCUGUCACAUACGUGGAAAAUCAUCAACGCGCAAGCGAAAAGUUGUUCGCAGAUGCACAACAGGAAGAAGCAGACGAAUCUGCAAAUCCUAAACCCAGCAUAUCCAAAUUUCCGCAACUGCAGAGCCAGGAUGAAAACUGGACAGGUGAAGAAUCUAUACAAGAUGCUGUGUUGCGCAUGCUCGUCGACAAAUACAAGCCUAUGCGCACGGGACCUAUCAGGACAGCUGACAUGAAGCUGAAGGAGACACCGCCCAAGGUACACACAGAAGCUUAUGUUGUCGAACAGCCUGCCCAGACGUGGCAGGACAUUGCACAUAAACCAUUGCUUCCUUCUGUAGAGGGUCACAAGCCGUGGCUGACCACUUACAAGGCCCCGUCUCGCGCCUCUGCGUCCAUUAAGUUGGGCAACUUCACACCUGCGUCCGCACGCACAACGGGCGUCCAUGAUGUUGCGGACAAACGCACUAGAAAGACGGAGAGGGAGCUUGCAAGACGAAAAGAGCAAGCGGGGCGAUUGACUAGAGCUAGAGAGUCAACGUUGGAUUAUCGCUUGGGCCUCAAGCACAGCGAGGGGCAACGUGCUGCUCGUCCGAACCCUGUCAGUAUGAGGGGGUGGCAAGCCCUGAUAGAGGACAAGAUAGAGGUUGACUCUGUCACUCGCUCGGAAUUAUCCUGUACUUAUAUCUCAAGACAGAGAGCUCGAGCUGCUGGGCAUUUCGACAAACUCAAAGGGCGAAGCGAGGAACGCAACCCUUUCAUUGCGAGAGAGGAGUUUCUCAUGAACCGGAUCGUUCAAAGGAACGGGGUAGCUCCACCAUGGGUCGAAGUCCAGAUUGAGCUCGAGACUGCAAUAAACACAUUCCGCGACGUCCUCAAGCAGUCGUGGACAAGGCGUGCUAUUCGGACUUUGACGAUUUUACAGCCAGCGGCUAUGCUACCUUCAUUAUCGCUCGGCAGAGUGACAUCAUUGCGCGAUCGCGAGUGGGAGGAUCGAGAGCGCUCUUACCAUGAUACGGCCGUCGCUGAAUUGAAUUCUCUGGUGCGUAAAUACAAUGGCCUUGCGCCAUAUUCGGUGCGCCGCCCGUAUCAUUCUCGGGAGGUCGAAUUGGCCAAGGCGUAUCAGGACUGUGGGGAGGACAUUUUGCGUGGGAUAUCAGAGAGAAGAAGAGAGAUGCAUGGCAGGUCGGGAGCCUUUCCGCCAUUUGAAGUCGCAUCUUCUGCGGAGGUCGAUGCUUCCAUGGCCUACCCUUUGAGGUUUCGAGACAUCAUCCGCCAGUGGUUUGUGAAACUGCGAGACAGAUUCAUGAACGUAUUCUGA
Suillus paluster is the source of this 1386-nucleotide messenger RNA. RefSeq lists its product as uncharacterized. The coding region runs from base 1 to 1386 and encodes 461 amino acids. The transcript is spliced from 3 exons. Lineage: Eukaryota; Fungi; Basidiomycota; Agaricomycetes; Boletales; Suillaceae. The record is from RefSeq and is a predicted model, not a curated record.